AUGCCCUCCCACCUAAGCCGCCACAUUUGCCGGCGAAUACUUGCCAACGAGCCCAUUCUACACAGAGAUUGCCUGAGACGACAGGCACACGCAUACAGCACGACCAGACCAGCGACACACAAUCAUUUCGUGCCUCCGCUACGACACAAUGCCUCGCGCAACAUCGCUCGUCAGCAGCAUCGAAGCUUCCUCAAGUUGGGCAUGUUUGGCGCCAAAACGAGCACCGCGAAGGAAGCAGAUAUCGACCCCGGCAUAGAAGACAUGAUGCAGCUUGCAAAGCUGCAAAGAAUGCGAGCUCGACUUCCACCGCCACACGAUAUUAAAGACGCUUUAAGCGUCUUUUUCAAACACAAAGAGAAGCAGAAGACUCAAGCUAUGAGCGACACCCAGGCAGAACUGGUCCUGCGAGCCCUGCGCUUCUUGUCCGAAUCAUCUACAACUGGAACUGACGGCGGUCCGACUGGCCCCAAGUAUUUGGACCAGAAGUCUAUGGAACGCGUGGCCACAGUAUUAAGCAGGAGCGAGAGAACGCCGUCGUUGGCUCACUUGGACUUCGUGAAGUAUCUCAUUGCUACUCUCACCCCUCAACAGUCAACGCCCGUUUACCGUGCCAUCCAGUGCACGUAUGUCAGUAUGCUUGCGCAUUCGGGACGGGCCAUUGAAGCGAGGCAGGUGACGAUGGAUAUAGAGGGCAAUCGCUUCGGUCUCGAGGUUGAAGGGCCUGUUGCUUCGGAUAGCGGAAAACGUGAUCGGGCCACGACAAACGAGAUGAGUGAAGGCCCAAUCCAACGCAUGUGGAUCCAAGUCUUGAUCGGAUUCGUGAUUGAAAAUGACGAGCCCCGGGCACACGAGACACUUCGCAUGGUGCGAGAGCGUUCUUGGUUCAACCAGCAAGAAGUCCCGAUUGCCUCAGUCAUGCUGCGCCUUUCGAUACAUCGAAAUCGGCUAGUCGAUAUUAAAUCGUGGUUUGCAGAGCUCUGGCGCAGCUUCCAGUCGAAAAGCCUCGACCGCAGUACGGCCGAAUCCGUGGGCAUAGAUCUACAUCGCGUGCUUCAAUGGUGUCUGGAGCAUAAAGAAUUUGAGUUCGGGCACCAAGCUGUGCGACAAGCGACGACUGGCAUUCCCCCGAAAAGUGUCUGGGAUGCUAUCUUCGUCUGGGCUGCUGGGACUGGAAAAGGGGCAGACGAGAUUGGUCGCAUGUUUGGUGUCAUGGAAAAGAUGAAUGGGGAAAUCUCUGACCCGGAGCAGUGGAGAGUGCCUGAUAUUUUCACAAUCAACAAGCUAGUCGAAUACGCCACCUCUAAGUCCGAUCCAUAUCUGGCCGAACGCUUCAUUGGUUUGGGCCAAUCGAAAGGAAUAGAGCCUGACGCGUACACGUAUCAACUUCAAAUGGAAUAUCGACUGAAGAUCAAUGAUGUGGACGGCGCCCUGAUCGCCUACAAGAAUCUUCAAUCAAUGGACACCUCUUCCGAUCAAGACCUGCCUACGGUCAAUAGACUCAUCGUGGCGUUAUGCAGAGGAAAGCGGCACAGCUUUGACACCAUCAUGAAUGUUGCCAUGGACCUGUCAGACAGACGAGCACGGUUCGAGGCAGAAACUGUCUCGACCCUAGCUCUAUUGCAUCUCAACCGCGACGAAAUACACGAUGUUGUGGACCUGCUCAAUACCCAUGCGUACCACUAUUCUGCAGCUGAUCGAGACAGAGUCAGAGAUGCCAUCCUUGCUUUCUGUUUGGACUCAAACACGCCGACCUCACGCUCGUGGGAUGCUUAUUCGGUGAUAUGUAAGAUUUUCGAAGAUACGCCCCGAGAGCCACGCACAGACAUUAUGAAGAACUUCUUUGACCGAGAGCGACCGGACAUGGCAGUCAAUGUCUUCCAAGAGAUGCGGAAACACACUCGCGCUGAUACCAUGCCUACUGUGGACACUUACGUGGCCGCCUUCCUAGGAUCUGCAAAGCUCCGGGAUCUUGAGAGCCUGGAGGUCAUUCACAAUCAGCUCAAGCUGGACUUUAACAUCGACGUCAACACCUAUCUCACCAACGCACUUAUAAUUGCGUAUACUGCGUGUGGGCAGCCGCGAAAGGCGAUCAACUUCUGGAGCGAUAUUGUAUCCAGCAAAGAAGGACCGACGUUCAAUAGCAUUCACGUUGUGCUACGAGCCUGCGAGAAGGCUCCUUUCGGGGACCUGAAAGCGAAGGAAUUAUGGGAGAGAUUACGGAAGAUGAAUGUGGAUCUUGAUCAGAGUAUGUGGGCUUCAUACGCAGCAGCUUUAGCCGGCAAUGGCGACAACGAGCUUGCCUUUAAGACCAUCGAGGAAGCUGAGGCCAACAACGAGCUCGAGGUCGAUGGAUUUCUAGUGGGAAGUUUGUAUGAUGGCGGACAAAGCCAUUUGAAGCAAGCUGAGAUUGAGGAGUGGGCGAAGGAUAAAUAUCCUGCUGUCUGGGAACAACUGGAGAAGAUCGGCUACGAAGUCGACGCGGAAAGUGGUCGGAAGAGGUUCAAAAUCGACCGGACUGUGACGCCCUGA
Messenger RNA from Pseudocercospora fijiensis CIRAD86, 2529 nucleotides. RefSeq lists its product as uncharacterized. The record is from RefSeq and is a predicted model, not a curated record. Lineage: Eukaryota; Fungi; Ascomycota; Dothideomycetes; Mycosphaerellales; Mycosphaerellaceae. Bases 1 to 2529 code for a protein of 842 amino acids. Gene Ontology annotation, molecular function: protein binding. The transcript has a single exon.